This is a messenger RNA of Nylanderia fulva, 4295 nucleotides long. RefSeq names its product DDB1- and CUL4-associated factor 6. Gene Ontology annotation, molecular function: protein binding. NCBI's taxonomy places the organism in Eukaryota, Metazoa, Arthropoda, Insecta, Hymenoptera, Formicidae. Gene Ontology annotation, cellular component: cytoplasm; Cul4-RING E3 ubiquitin ligase complex. The record is from RefSeq and is a predicted model, not a curated record. Gene Ontology annotation, biological process: positive regulation of transcription by RNA polymerase II.
AUGCUCCAUCUAUGUAUUAUAUAUGCCUAAGUCUAUGGUCAGAUUAGCUCAGUUAUAUCAUUUGAGACUAAGAACAGUUGAGAGAAUGUAGUAGAUAAACAUUAGUGAUCAGAAUAUCAUGCAAAUUUGUUGUGCAUCACCAUGUUUAUUUUUAGUAAUGAAUGUGUCGCAUCGAUGCGAAACUUUUGCUGCGUAAUUACGUGCUACGAAGUUCCUAAAAACUCGAUGGGAAUCGUACACAAAUAUCGUCAUCGCGUCAUCAAUUUCGUCAAUUGUGUCGUGUAAUCCGAAUCGUUAGACGACAUUACCUGGUCAGGCCAUAGAAUUCAUAAAGUUGUGAAGAUUUUUGCAAAGAAUUUCGAUUAAGAUUCAAUUAUGAGGAAGACACGCGCUAACAUCUUCCGUGAUAUCUAUUAUCAACCCUACAAUGAUUGCACAAGACUCAAAUUUUAUUCUAGCAGCAAAGCUAGUUUACAGUUGAUACAGCGUAUGAAAUUGCUGAAGGAACUAAAAGUCCACAAUGGUUGUGUGAAUUCUAUUUGCUGGAAUAAUAGUGGAGAACUGAUAUUGUCUGGGAGUGAUGAUCAGCAUCUUGUUUUAACUAAUGCACAUAAAUAUGAGGUACUGACAGCUUACAAAACCAGUCACAGGGCAAAUAUUUUUAGUGCCAAGUUUUUACCUAAUAGCGGAGAUCAUAGUAUUGUUUCUUGUAGUGGAGAUGGUAUUAUUUUGUAUACAGAUUUGAUGAGAACAACAGAAACAUUUCACAAUCAAUUUUCUUGCCAUACUGGUACUGCUUAUGAAAUAGCGACAAUACCCGAUGAACCACAUAGUUUUUUAAGCUGUGGAGAAGACGGGACAGUGAGAUUGUUUGAUCUUAGAGUGAAGGAUAAGUGUAGCACUGCAAGAUGUAAAGAAAAUGUGCUAAUCUCGUGUCAAAGAGCCGUGACUGCUUUGUCCGUGAAUCCUGUACUGCCUUAUCAUAUAGCGAUCGGUUGUUCUGAUAGCGCUGUAAGAAUAUUCGACAGAAGAACUCUUAACACGUCAGACACCGGAUGGAAAGACGCAAAAAAAGUGAGAUCACUAAACAGUUUUACUGUCCCUGAAUUUGAAGGUAGUUCUUACAGAAUUACGUCGCUCAGUUAUAGCCCGGAUGGACAAGACGUUCUUGUCAGCUAUAGCAGUGAUCAUCUCUACUUAUUCAGUGUCAAAGAUCAAGGUAGUCUGCAAUUGCGGAAAGAUGCAACAAUAGGAAAAGGAAAAGGGAAAAAGCAUCCAUUAAGAUCCUCUCAGCCAGUUCGUCGCUUAAGACUUCGCGGUGAUUGGUCUGAUACUGGUCCUAAUGCGCGUCCAGAAAGAGAAGGAGGACGUCGCAAUGGGACAGAAGUCGCUCAAGCAAGACCGAUGUUGCAUACGUCUCUCAUGCAAAGAAUGACGGAUGUGCUUAGCAGAAUGUUAAAUGAUCCAGCCACUCGUGCUGCUUUGAGUGGUGGCGGCGGCGAAGACAGUUUAGAAAAUGUUAUUGAGCAGCAAGAAGGUUUUCGAAAUAUUGAGAAUAAUCCUGAAUCAAACGCGGAGAGGAGUAAUGAAUCAGUUGAAUUAAAUGUAGAGCAGAAUAAUCAUCUGGAAACAACUGGAAAUACAAGCAUGCAUAUUAAUAGAAUCGAAAGUAGAAACACGAAGUAUACAACGAAUACUGAAAAACACCAAGGAAGAGAAAGACCACAGGAAUGUAAUCAAUCAGUAUUGUUGAAUUCAUCAGCGAAUGUGAACGACGAUAUUUCUAUAGAAACUGCUGAAUCUAAUCAAACUAGGCAAUCUCAAGUUGCUUUCACAGAAUCUAUAAGUAGUCAUGAUAGAAUUGAACAUAAUAAUGUAUAUGAUCAAAACAGAAGUGAGAAUGAAGAUUCAUGUGCAAAUAUAUCUAGCAAACAGGGAAAUAUGAUGGAACAUCUUCAGGAUAGAUUAACGACAAUGCGAGAUAAUUUUCUUGAAAGACAUGGUAGUGAACCUGCUGUGAAUUUAACAUAUUCUGAUAAAAGUUCAACCAAUGCCACAAUUUCGCUUGAUGUCGGUGAUGAAAUGACUCGUGACGGUUGUCAUCCAGGACCCUCUAGAAGUAAUAAUGAUCGAACUCUUGAUGCAGGCCCGAGCAAUAAUUGCAGCUAUCACCAUUACAACGAUGUUAGAGAAGAAAUUGAAGAAUCUACAUGCAUUGAUAGUGACGAUGAAGAUGUCCAAUCAGAUGAAAGAUUACUACAUCCAAUUGAAGCUGAAAUGGAUGAAUCAAUUACUAAUGUUCAUUCGUCACAAGGACACGAAACGUUUGAUGAUGUUUAUCUAACGGAAUUUUGUGUGAAACAGAAAUAUAUGGGUCAUAGGAACGCAAGUUUCUUUAGGACUAUGAUUAAGGAAGCAAAUUUUUGGGGCGACGAUUUCGUCAUGUCGGGUAGCGACUGCGGUCACGUCUUCGUGUGGGAGAGGGACACCGCGAAACUAUGUAUGCUACUGGAAGCGGAUCAACAUGUGGUAAAUUGCCUGCAACCACAUCCAUAUCUCCCAUUGUUAGCCACUUCUGGCAUUGAUUACGAUGUGAAACUGUGGGCGCCAAUCAGUGAAGAGCCGGAUUUUGACGAGAAGUUUGCGGAAGAUUUGAAACAGAGAAAUGCAGUUAUGUUGGAAGAAACCAAAGAUACAAUAACUGUACCUGCAGUUUUUAUGAUCAGAAUGCUGGCAUGCCUUAAUCAAAUACGCAGAGGUCGAAGCCGCAAUAGGAGACGGAACAGCGAAGUACAAAGUAAUUAAAAUCUUGAACGAUAUAUUGCCAAUUUACUAACUAAUAGUAAAAAUAAAACUUAUACAUAAUAUCAGUUGCGAAAUUGUGUGACUACGAUAAUUUCUCAUCGAUCGAAUCAAUGAAUGUUGAAUGUUUUAUUAAGAUGGCAUGAAUACUUAGAUCUUAUGAUCUAUGUAUAAAAUUUAAUUUGAAUGUCAACUUUCAGUAUUAAUAUAUAUCGAUAAGAUAUCUGAUAUCGCAUUGUAAACAUCGCUACAUAUUUAAUAAUAAUGCACUAAACUACUAUAUGAUGGAUUUUUGCUGGUAUAUUAGUUCCUUAAAUAUCAAAAUGUGUAUUAGCAGAAGCUGUAUUGUGUUAUUUUACGUGCAAUCUUAUAUGGAUUUUGUAGUAAAUUUGUGUUGUUUAGUGUAUGUCAGAAAAAAGAAUUUUGCUGUACAGAAUUCCUCUGUACUUUUAUAUUUAACAUUAUAUGAUUAUCAUAAUAUAUGCUUAUGAGUGAUAUUUAGUGUUGUAUUAUUAUCAUAAGAUCUCGAGUGUUUUAUAAAGAGAUCGUUACCAAUGAAAUACGAAAGAGUGCAAAAUUGAUGCUAAUUAAAGAUUUGCAAAAAGGAUAUUUUGUCUUUGCUUAUGCGUAUUUUAUCAUGUAUUAUUAUGAUGUAAGAAAAAACAGAAAUGUACGAAGGACAAAAAAACUAAUUAUAAAACUAGAUUAUUCAUUGUUGAUAUCUUCUGGCGAAACCAAAAAAAGAAAUGGAUUCGUGCAAUUAGAAACUAUUAAGAUUUUAAGUUUCUACACAACUCGUUUAGAUGUAGACUUUAUUAUUUAUUAUAAUUAUUACAAUUUUAUGAAUAUUUCCUAUACCGGAAAUAAAAUAUUAUUGCGAAAAUUUUAUAGAAUUACAUUUUAUGUUCAAAGAAAGGAAUACAUAAUAUUGGGUUGUUACUUACAAUUAAUACUCAAAAGGGAUGUUAUAUUUUUUCAUUGUAGGCACACAAAUAUCCUGUAAAUCGCAUGGUCUUUUCAUCGUCCGUUGUAUAUAAAUCAUUUACAAUUAACAUUUCUUAAUUCAAAGAAUAGUAAAAUUAAAGAAUAAUAAAAUCGGUAAUACAAUUUUGAUUCUAUAGAAAAGGGCGAUGCGAUUAGAACAUUAUUAGGAUAUUUAAAAAAAAUCUUUAUCCUAAGGCUAGCUGUAACAUGUGCCUUUAAGUCAAGUGUUUAAGUUAAAGCAAUAAUAAUAAUAAUAAUAAUGUUAAUAAUAAUAAUAAUAAUAAUAGUAAUAAUAAUAUUUGUAAUAUUUAUUUGAGGCUUAAAAUAGUUUAUGAGAAAUAUCGAGAAUAAUAGUGAAUUAUUACAUAGUACAAUUUUAAUAUAGUCAUACUGAGAUAAAGGAAUUAUUAGACGAGCAAUUCCUUACACAUAAGAGUUAACAACAUAUCUUUACAAUUAUGUAUCAAAAAGAGUUCGUUUAUAUAUAAUAAAAAGUGUAAACAAAUGCA